CGCACGUGGCUGGCAGCAGCUGCCGCGGGCUGGGCCGGCUGGAGCCGCACGAAGCGCUUCGUCCAUUUCCGUCCCGGAGCCCGGCAGCCCGAGAGCCCGAGCGAGCCGCCCCGGCGGGCCGGGCACAGCAGCGAGCUCGCCCCGGAGCAGCCAUGAGCCGCAGGGUGGUGCGCCAGAGUAAAUUCCGGCACGUCUUCGGGCAGCCGGUGAAGGCCGACCAGAUGUACGAGGACAUCCGGGUGUCCAAGGUGACAUGGGACAGCUCCUUCUGCGCCGUCAACCCCAAGUUCGUGGCCAUCAUCGUGGAGUCCGGCGGCGGAGGGGCCUUCAUGGUGCUACCCUUGGCCAAGACGGGGCGCGUGGAUAAGAACUAUCCCCUGGUGACUGGGCACACGGCGCCCGUGCUGGACAUCGACUGGUGCCCUCACAACGACAACGUGAUCGCCAGCGCCUCCGAGGACACCACGGUCAUGGUCUGGCAGAUCCCCGACUACGUGCCCAUGCGGAACCUCACGGAGCCCAUCGUCACCCUGGAGGGGCACUCCAAGAGAGUGGGCAUCAUCACCUGGCACCCCACGGCUCGCAACGUGCUGCUCAGCGCAGGCGGAGACAACCUGCUGAUCCUGUGGAACGUGGGCACGGGCGAGAUGCUGCUGACCCUGGACGACAUGCACGGCGACCUCAUCUACAACGUGUGCUGGAACCGCACCGGCAGCCUGCUCGUCACCACCUGCAAGGACAAGCACGUGCGCGUCAUCGACCCCCGCAAGCAGCAGGUGGUGGCGGAGAAAGUCAAGCCGCAUGAAGGCGCCCGCCCCAUCAGAGCCAUCUUCAUGGCCGAUGGCAAGAUCUUCACCACGGGCUUCAGCAAGAUGAGUGAGCGGCAGCUGGCGCUCUGGGACCUGGAGAGGUUUGCCCCGCACGAAGGAAUGAGGCCCAUGCGGGCCGUCUUCACGCGGGAAGGACACAUCUUUACCACGGGCUUUACCCGCAUGAGCCAGCGGGAGCUGGGCUUGUGGGACCCGGAGAACUUUGAGGAGCCGGUCGCGCUGCAGGAGAUGGACACCAGCAAUGGGGUGCUGCUCCCCUUCUACGACCCCGACUCCAGCAUCGUCUACCUUUGCGGCAAGGGCGACAGCAGCAUCCGCUACUUCGAGAUCACGGCCGAGGCGCCCUACGUGCACUACCUGAGCACGUACAGCAGCAAGGAGCCCCAGCGCGGCAUGGGCUUCAUGCCAAAGCGAGGCCUGGACGUCAGCAAGUGCGAGAUCGCCAGGUUCUUCAAGCUGCAUGAGCGGAAGUGCGAGCCCAUCGUCAUGACAGUGCCGCGGAAGACCUGUUCCAGGACGACCUGUACCCCGACACGCCCGGCCCCGAGCCGGCGCUCGAGGCGGCCGAGUGGCUGGCGGGGAAGGACGCGGAGCCCAUCCUCGUCUCGCUGCGGGAUGGCUACGUGCCGCUCAAGAACCGCGAGCUCAAGGUCACCAGGAAGAACAUCCUGGACAACAAACCUCCCGUGGGGCCGCGCCGCAGCCACUCCACCUGCGAUGCCAAUUUCUCGCGGCCCAGCCUGGAGGAUCUGCUGGAGGAGAUCCGCUCCCUGCGACAGACCGUCCAAGCGCAGGAGAAGCGCAUCUCUGACCUGGAGAACAAACUCUGCAAAUUCACCAACGGCACAGCCUAGCGGCCCCCAUGCCGCAGCCCCCAGCGGACCCAGCCUUAUGGACAGGAUUCAAUCCAACCCCCAGGGGAGGAGCUGGGAGACGUGUUUUCCCCUGGCCCCGGAGCUGCGGGCAGGCCCCCUGCGGGCAAGCCUCAGCCCCUGGCGCCGCAGGCAGUCUGCAGAGGAGCCCAGCUGCUGGUGGUGGUGGUGGAUUGCUCGGCUCUAGGGGCUGCUCCCUGGGGCCUCUGCUGGCGAGAGAUGCCGACCCCCCUCUCCCUCCCUGGCUGUAACUGAUUCCGCUUCCCGCCCUGUGGCUGACGUGUGGGGAAGCCCCGUGAGGGGCAGAGGGGUGGGGAAGGUCCCUGGCUGCCCACCCUGAGCUGCUGCUAAUCUCUGCCCCCGUCCCCAGCCAGGUCCAGGUGCUGGCAGUGGGUGGUUACGUGGGUCACAGAGCCCAGCCUUCUGAGGCAACCUAUUUAUGGGCAAACCCUCAUCCCUUGCACUGUGGGGGCUUGCUGGGCCCCCUGCCUGCUGGGUCCCCAUCCCCUCCGCCCCCUGCCCUGCGCGUUUCUGCCUGGGCCCCCUGACAUUGAUUGGCCUGGGGAGCUGCUCCCUAGCCCAGAGGCCUGUUUGUGGUGAGCCUCCAUCUUCCCACUCGGCCCCAUUAGUGGGAAAGUUUCCAGCCAGCAGCCUCAGCCCACUGCCUGGGCACGUGUUCAGGGGGGACUCGUGCCAGGCAAUGGGCACCGCAUGGGCCGGGAACCCAGGCUGGGUGAGGGCCCUGGCAGCCAGCCCCUCCCAGCGCACACUGAAUGGUGGGGGUGCCAAGGCAAGGCUGGGCUCUUGGGAGGGCAUCGCUCAGGCCUGCUGCCGUGGGGUGUAGCACAGUGAGCUCAGGGACUCCCCCCGCCAUGGAUGGGCAGGCAUUGAGGUGGGAGCCCUCAAAGCAGAAGGGGGCAGAAAGCCCCCCCAGCCCAGCCUGCCCCAUCCAUGCAGGGCCCCCAGCUGAGCUGGCACCCUGCCCAGCCCUGCCAGCCACGUGCAUGUGGGUCCCCGCUGGUGAGGUGCCCCUAAGCAGCAGCCUGGCCCUGGGGACUCCGCUCUCCCUGCUGCCGGGCCAGGCCUGCUACAGAACCCGGAUUUUGGUGGCGCUGGGGGCUGCGUGUCGCCUGCAGGUUCUUGGCCCCCUGGUGUUGUACCUGUCCCUCAGCAAUAAACGCUGCAUUCUCUGACCCUGGUGUGGGGGGUGAGCAUGGGGGGGUGACCCCAGGGAUCCCGGCACCGUGCCAACCACCCCACCAGCACUGAGCCCUGCACUGUGUGCCCAGCUGGCUACUGGGGGCUCCCGGGGCAGGAUCUAGCCCAGCACCCCCCCAGCUGCCUGCAGUGGGGAGAUAGCUGCCCAGAGGGGGACAUGCAUGCAGCCAGCCCCCAGGAUGUCCCCACCCCACCCCAUGGCAGCGGCUGCAGGGACCCUGGAGCCCAGCAGUGUUGUGCUGUAACCAUUAGCCCACAUGACCUCUCAGCUAGUGAGCAGGAGGCACAGACCAUGCUCUGGGGCGUCUCCCA
This is a messenger RNA of Mauremys reevesii (Reeves's turtle), 3232 nucleotides long. It is a transcript of the gene CORO6, whose product is annotated as coronin 6. Gene Ontology annotation, biological process: actin filament organization; cell migration. The record is from RefSeq and is a predicted model, not a curated record. NCBI's taxonomy places the organism in Eukaryota, Metazoa, Chordata, Testudines, Geoemydidae. The coding region runs from base 153 to 1889 and encodes 578 amino acids. Gene Ontology annotation, molecular function: actin filament binding. The transcript is spliced from 12 exons.